CCCCCAGAGCUCCACAGCCAUGUCGAUGGCGCCGGCAGUCUCCUCCUCCCUCUCCCCCACCUCCGAGAAAAAAAAAAGAAGAAGGACAAGAAGUCUUUGUCCGCCGCUGCCACCGCAAACGGCGGAGAUGAAACCCCCAUCUCCCCUGCGGCCGCCACGGCCGACGAUGAUCUGUUUCAGAAGGAUUACCUCAUCAAGCCCCAGUCGUUCACCCCCUCGAUCGACACCUCCAAGUGGCCGAUCCUCCUUAAGAACUACGACCGCCUUAACGUCCGCACUGGCCACUAUACCCCACUCCCCGCCGGCCACUCCCCUCUGAAACGCCCCCUCCCCGAGUACCUCCGCUACGGUAUCCUCAACCUUGACAAGCCCUCCAACCCUUCCUCCCACGAGGUCGUCGCCUGGAUCAGGCGCAUCCUCCGCGUCGAGAAGACUGGGCACAGUGGCACCCUCGACCCUAAAGUCACCGGCAAUCUCAUCGUCUGCAUCGACCGCGCCACCCGCCUCGUCAAGUCCCAGCAGGGCGCCGGCAAGGAGUACGUCUGCGUCGCCCGCCUCCAUUCCGCCGUUCCCGAUGUCGCCAAGGUCGCCCGGGCGCUCGAAACCCUCACUGGCGCCGUCUUUCAGCGGCCGCCGCUCAUCUCCGCCGUCAAGCGCCAGCUCCGGAUCAGGACCAUUUACGAAAGCAAGCUUCUUGAGUACGAUCCUGAUAAGCAUCUCGUGGUUUUCUGGAUUUCGUGCGAGGCUGGCACCUACGUCCGGACGCUCUGUGUUCACCUUGGCUUGCUUCUUGGUGUGGGAGGGCAUAUGCAGGAGUUGCGGCGGGUGCGGUCUGGGAUCCUUGGAGAGAACGACAACAUGGUGACGAUGCACGAUGUCUUGGAUGCCCAGUGGGUGUAUGAUAAUUUUAAGGACGAGAGCUAUCUGAGACGGGUGGUAAUGCCGUUGGAGGUUCUGCUUACGAGUUAUAAGAGGCUGGUGGUGAAGGACUCGGCGGUUAAUGCUAUAUGUUAUGGUGCGAAGCUGAUGAUUCCUGGGCUGCUGAGGUUUGAGAAUGAUAUUGAAGUGGGGGAGGAUGUUGUGCUGAUGACUACCAAGGGGGAGGCAAUAGCUUUGGGGAUUGCAGAGAUGACGACUGCAGUAAUGGCAACUUGUGAUCAUGGGUCGGUGGCGCGGAUUAAGAGGGUGGUGAUGGAUCGAGACACAUACCCAAGGAAGUGGGGGCUGGGACCUAGAGCAUUGAUGAAGAAGAAGUUGAUUGCUGAAGGGCUGCUAGACAAGCACGGGAAGCCAAAUGAGAAGACACCGUCAGAGUGGCUUAGAAAUGUGGUGUUGCCAACUGGAGGGGAUUCGAUGAUUGCCAGCCUUGCAGCCGCGCCAGAGUCAGUGUCACCAGAAGGGGAGGCAGUGGUUGAAGAAGCGAAGGAAGGGAAGAAAAAGAAGAAGAAGCAUAAGGAUGGCGAUGAUGGUGAUGAAGGAAAGAAGCGUAAAUUGGAGGAUGGAGGUGAAAGCCCUGUUGCUAAGAAGGUUAAGGUUGAGGAAAUUGGGGAUGCUGUGGUUGAGUCUGAAAGGGAGAAGGUGAAGAAGGUGAGGGAGGACAUUGAGGAAGUGUUGGUUGAAGAGGACAAGAGUGAGAAGAAGAAGAAGAAGAAGAAGAAGAAAGACAAGGAGAAAGGAGAUUCGGGACUGUUUGAUGAGGGCAAGGCAGUAGAAAAGGAAAAGAAGAAGGAGAAAAGCAGCAAAGAUAAGAGUGAACUGGGAUCAUCUGAUGAGGUAGGAGAGCCAAAAAAGAAGAAGAAAAAGAAGAAGAAGAGUAAAGAUGGUGACGAUGGUGGGGAACUUGAAUUACCUAGCAGCAUAGGAGAUGGCAAUGGGGAAGAGCAGAAAACUAAGAAGAAGGAGAAGAAAAAGAAGAAGCAUCAGGAUGCAGAGGAGACGGCUUGACUAGAAGAAGUGUGUCUCUGGGAUUUCAUCUUCAUCUUCAAGGGAGAGAUUAGCUUGCCCUUUCACAUAUUGAUGCAAUUGAGUGGGUUUUGCAGGAGCUGGCUUGAAUGUGUAAGAUCCCUUAUUGUAGCUGCAUCUGUGUUAUAGAUUUGCCAAACUAAAAUUCAGGUUGAGUGAGAGGGCUUCAAAUACACCAGGGAGUUGUUUGCUGGUCAAAUCUAGCUCGAGGGAGAAUCGUUGAUAAAUCUAGUCUAUAUCAUGAAGGAUGGUAAUAAGCUGUAAUGUGAGCUUUGGCAUCUUUGCAAUGAAGAACUUUGUCUUCCUAUCCUGUUCUAGUCUGCAGAAUCUGGAAUUUGAGUUCUCCUAUGCAUCAUUAUUUCUUGACCUAUUCAUAUGUUUUAUAUCCAUUUAUGACUUGUACAUUCAGUUGAAGGUUCAUUACUUUUCCAUAA
Elaeis guineensis (African oil palm) is the source of this 2396-nucleotide messenger RNA. RefSeq names its product H/ACA ribonucleoprotein complex subunit 4. Gene Ontology annotation, biological process: snRNA pseudouridine synthesis; mRNA pseudouridine synthesis; rRNA pseudouridine synthesis. NCBI's taxonomy places the organism in Eukaryota, Viridiplantae, Streptophyta, Magnoliopsida, Arecales, Arecaceae. Gene Ontology annotation, molecular function: pseudouridine synthase activity; RNA binding. Gene Ontology annotation, cellular component: box H/ACA snoRNP complex. The record is from RefSeq and is a predicted model, not a curated record.